AUGUCUAACAUUAUUGUCAAUAAAUAUAAACAUAAACUCAAAUAUAUUGCAAAUAUUAAUUCAAUGCACAGCAUAUUUGCAGUUAGUGUAAGAAAAUAUAGUAAGAUAAAGCUUGUAAUUGUUAGUAGACAAGUUUUAAGCUAUUAG
Cetraspora pellucida is the source of this 147-nucleotide messenger RNA. The record is from the annotation of a GenBank genome assembly. Lineage: Eukaryota; Fungi; Glomeromycota; Glomeromycetes; Diversisporales; Gigasporaceae.